AUGAUGUCCAGCCUCACACGACCACUCCUUCGAGAUCUACGCCGCGCAGCAACCUCACCACAAACCCGACAAUGGCAACAGAUCCGCUUGAGCUCACAUGCUCCCGCAUCUGCCGCGCUCGCAGCUCGAGGCCAGAAGCCUGUGACAAUCCAAACGCUCCAGAAAAUGUACGCUGAGAACAAGCCCAUCACCAUGUUGACGGCACACAACUUCCCAUCUGCCUUAAUGGCGCAAGAAGCUGGAAUGGACAUGAUUCUUGUCGGUGAUUCGCUCGCCAUGGUCUCCCUGGGCAUGGACGACACCUCCGAGGUGACUCUCGACGAGAUGAUCAUCUCCGCUCGUGCCGUCAGCCGCGCAGCCAACCGAUCAUUCACAGUUGGUGAUCUCCCCAUGGGGUCGUACGAACUCAGCCCCGAGCAAGCACUCUCCAGCGCAAUCCGAAUGAUCAAACAAGGUCGCAUGCACAGUGUCAAGUUAGAAGGAGGAGCAGAGAUGGCGCCAGCCAUCAAGAAAAUCACAACUGCUGGUAUCCCGCUGUGCGCGCACAUCGGGCUGACCCCUCAACGUCAACAUGCCCUCGGUGGGUUCCGCGUUCAAGGCAACACCCUCGACAAAGCAAUGUCCUUGUUCAAAGAUGCCAAAGCUGUGGAAGAAGCAGGUGCAUUCGCCGUCGUGCUGGAAUGCGUCCCACCGGACAUCGCCGAGGAGGUUACCAAAGCCCUCAGAAUCCCAACAAUCGGCAUCGGCGCAGGUAACAAGACAAGUGGCCAGGUCCUGGUGCAGAUUGACAUGCUUGGCGUUCGACCGCCUGAUAGUUUCAUGCCGAAGUUCGUCAAGCAGUACGGUUCAAUCUGGGAUGCUGGGUUAACUGCCAUCAAGCAGUUCAAGGACGAGGUCAGCGAUCGAAGCUACCCCGGUCCUGCCCAUGUGUACAAGAGCGAUGCGAAGGUGACGGAGGCAUUCAAGGCAGCUAUCAGUUCCUCAGCAGCACCCGCCAGCCAGCCUAUUGACGCGCCAAAGGCUUGA
Cladophialophora yegresii CBS 114405 is the source of this 1026-nucleotide messenger RNA. RefSeq names its product 3-methyl-2-oxobutanoate hydroxymethyltransferase. Gene Ontology annotation, cellular component: mitochondrion. Lineage: Eukaryota; Fungi; Ascomycota; Eurotiomycetes; Chaetothyriales; Herpotrichiellaceae. The transcript has a single exon. Gene Ontology annotation, biological process: pantothenate biosynthetic process. Bases 1 to 1026 code for a protein of 341 amino acids. Gene Ontology annotation, molecular function: 3-methyl-2-oxobutanoate hydroxymethyltransferase activity; magnesium ion binding. The record is from RefSeq and is a predicted model, not a curated record.